GGUUCGACGUGGCAGAAUAGAGUCGACUGCUUCGCCUCGCCAUCCGCUCCCCACCCACAACUCCCCUCUUUCUCGCUCUUUCUGAUUUCUACUCCAAAUCUCCGCCGGAUGCCGGACAGCAACGCGACCAGCCUCGAUCCACUUGACGCGGCAAGUCGAAAGAGAGGAUAACAAAAGCAGUGUUCCCACUACCAAUGGCUUCGAGGCUCGGCUCUCUCCCUCCCCAACUCAACUCCCCUCGCCUCGUCCACCACCGCCGUCGCGCCAACCUCCCCUCCCUCUCCUGGGGCCGCACGUUAGCGCCGGUCCAACUCCAAGCCGACCUCCUCUUCCCUUCCCUUUCCUCCUCUUCUUCACCAGGCAGGCAUUAUACGCCAUUACAGGUUUCAUGUAAUGCUCAGACUGUAGCUGCAACAAGUAUAUCACAAGGAACACCUGUUAGGCCAACAAGUAUAUUAGUUGUUGGUGCUACUGGAACUUUGGGUCGGCAGGUUGUUAGGAGGGCGCUAGAUGAAGGCUAUGAUGUUAGAUGUCUUGUAAGGCCUCGGCCAGCUCCUGCUGACUUCCUUCGGGACUGGGGUGCUACAGUUGUCAAUGCCGAUCUCAGCAAACCAGAGACUAUACCUGCAACUCUUGUUGGUAUUCAUACAGUAAUUGAUUGUGCAACAGGACGGCCAGAAGAGCCUAUCCGCAUGGUAGAUUGGGAAGGAAAAGUUGCUCUCAUACAAUGUGCAAAAGCCAUGGACAUUCAGAAGUAUGUAUUCUAUUCCAUCCACAAUUGUGAUAAGCAUCCCGAGGUUCCUUUAAUGGAAAUCAAGCACUGCACUGAGAAAUUUCUUCAGGAAUCUGGUCUAAACUACAUCAUUAUUAGGCUAUGUGGUUUCAUGCAGGGCCUAAUUGGGCAGUAUGCUGUGCCGAUACUAGAAGAGAAGUCUGUGUGGGGAACUGAUGCCCCAACUCGAAUCGCUUACAUGGAUACCCAGGAUAUAGCUCGACUGACAUUUAUGGCUAUGCGUAAUGAGAAAGUUGACAAGAAGCUCCUAACAUUUGCUGGACCUCGUGCAUGGACAACCCAAGAGGUGAUUACUUUGUGUGAAAGACUAGCAGGGCAAGAUGCAAACAUAACCACUGUCCCUGUUUCAGUCCUGAAAUUCACUCGCCAGCUAACUCGGUGUUUCCAGUGGACAAACGAUAUAGCGGAUCGAUUGGCAUUUUCAGAGGUCCUCUCAAGCGACACUGUGUUCUCAGCUCCCAUGACAGAAACAUAUAAUCUCCUUGGGGUGGAUCAGAAAGACAUUUUGACUUUAGAAAAGUAUUUGCAGGACUACUUCGCCAAUAUCUUGAAGAAGCUGAAGGAUCUAAAGGCACAAUCAAAACAAACAGAUAUUUAUCUAUGAGAAAUUCAAGUUCACACUACAACAAUGAGUUCAAAGAGCAUACAAAUCCAAGCUACAUGCACUUCUGAGCCAUUCAAAAAGACCUGAUGGCGCAAGUAGUUUUUGUUCAUUCAUUCUGCAUAUACAAAUUAAGAUUGUGAAAAAAGUAACGCCUUUUAUCCUGAAGCUAGCUUAACUUGUUUAUAAAUACUGACUGUUUGUUAUUAAAUUAGUCUGGAUUUUUGUUCAA
This is a messenger RNA of Phoenix dactylifera (date palm), 1626 nucleotides long. RefSeq names its product NAD(P)-binding Rossmann-fold superfamily protein (gene HCF244). NCBI's taxonomy places the organism in Eukaryota, Viridiplantae, Streptophyta, Magnoliopsida, Arecales, Arecaceae. The record is from RefSeq and is a predicted model, not a curated record.